Molecule: messenger RNA, 1251 nt
Organism: Aureobasidium vineae
Lineage: Eukaryota; Fungi; Ascomycota; Dothideomycetes; Dothideales; Saccotheciaceae
Source: the annotation of a GenBank genome assembly
AUGAAGGCCACUACUUUGUUCGGCAUCUCCACUGCCAUCACUGGAGCUCUCGCCACCACUGGCUACCCUUCGGUCACCUCUUCGGUUGUCUACAGCGCCAAUUGCACCGGCACUCCUGAGAUUGAGGUUCCCGACGACUUCAACAUCACCAAAGAGGAAGUCAACUCCGUCCUCCACGCUGGCGACAAGCUCUAUGUCAGCCUCGGUGACACUGAGCACUGUGUCAACGCCACCUUCGACACAGAGCUUCGCCUAUUCUACGACGCAUGUUACCCCGUUGACCAAGACGACUUCAAGAGCUUGCGUUCCAGAUUCGCCAUGAAUUUUGCCUCCAGGUCGGCUGAGGAGCGCUGUGUUCUCGCUGCCUUUGAGAACAACGCCUGUUCCGAGGAUGGCACCAUCAUCGCCGACCUCGAGGAGACUGACGAUGCUCAGUGCGCCUUCGAGCAUGGUCUUGAGAACGGCCCCUUCGGAUCGUUCAAGUUUGUCUGUGGAGUCAAGAUCGACGACGACUGGUCUGACCUCUCCGACAACGAACACGACAUCAUCUCCGCAAGAGCUGUCGACACUGACGCCGUCCGUGACCACGUCCGCGUCUUCCCUGCCGAUGGCGCCAACUGUAACAACGCUCUGGACCGUGACUCCGACAGACAGGUGUACAACGACUGCCACACCUUCGCAAAGCCUUUCUUCUCCAUCAGAGCUCAGAUCACCCGUGGCAAGGGCAAGUCCAAGCUCGAUGGUUCUCAGCCAUGCUCUGUUCUCGUCUUCAGCGAUGAGAAGUGCCACAAGAACGGUGCUGAAGUCAUCCACCUCGACAACACUCACGAGCUUGGCGUCUGCCACAGCGUUUCUCUUCACCACAAGGACGACAACACUGCCAUCGCCGGUCACUCGUGGAAGUGGGUUUGCGGUCAGGACAUCGCUGGAUGCCUCCGCGACACUCAGUCCACCACUUCCGUCAAGGCCAUCAAGUCCACCGUCAAGACCGUCACUGCCACUUCCACUGCAAGCUUAGCUUGCUCUCUUACCACCGAGGCUGCCCACUCGACCAGCGUCAUCGCUAGCGUCGUCACCAUGAAGCCUGUCACUCACACCAUCACCAGCGUCUUCACCAAGACGCAGCUUCGCGUUCACACCAAGCUCCUCACCAGCGUUGCCACUGACGUCUCCACCAUGCGUCACACUGUCACCAAGCCGUUCAGCACCACUUACAAGGUCUGUGAUGCCGUGGCAACUUCUCGUUCUUAA